AUGGCACCCUUCCUCAAGGGGUUCAGGGACACGCUCUCCAAGCGCAAGUCGUUCAACAGCCAGCUCGACCGCGCCGACUCCAUCUCGUCGCCAUCCCUCCCGGACCGCUUUGCCCACCACAUCCCCUCGUCGUCCACGGCACCCUCCAUCUACUCGCCCUCGCUCCACGGCGCCACCGACAACGCCAACCCUGCUACCCGCCAGCGCGGCGGCAGCAUCGGCAGAGCACCCUCCCUCGCCGGCACCACCGACGGCAGCCUACAUCCGAGCGCCUCUUCCAACGACGCACCCCUCGUCCGCGUAGACUCGUCGGCGUCGUCCCUCGACCUCUCGCCCUCUUCCCCGGCCCCACACCACCGCAACAAGCCCGCCGCCAAUGGCCAACCCUCGGCCCCCUUGUCCAACGGCGCCGCCGCCGCCGCACGGCGCCCGCGCAAGGGCCUCUCGAGCCUGCCCCUCGCAAAGUCGAUCGUCAACCACGUGUCGGCAAAGUCGGCCAUCCGCCUCGAGUCGCUCAACCUCAUCAACCCGGCCAUCGACACCUUUGACGUCAGGCUCGUCAUCCGCCUCACCAACCACUUUCCCGUAAAAGCCAAGAUCCUCUUUCCAGACGGGCUCGCCCUCUACCCGGCCGCCGCGCAGGCCGACCCGGACAGCCGGGUCCACGUCCGCAUCCCCGAGCUCCGCAUCAAGCCCACCGUCAACGGCCACUCGUUCAUCGAAAUGGUCGGCUCCGUCCACGCCUCGCCUGCCCACCUCGCCGACCUGGUCCGCAACGUCCUCGCCGGCCACGGCAAGAUCGACUACAUCAUCUCGACCGACUGCGCAGAGGUGCGCGCCUACAAGCUCCGCUUCGGCCACAUCCGCUUCCACAAGACGCUCCAGCUCGGCGGACUCGCCAACCUCAACGGCGCCAUCCACAUGCCCGUCGUACUGCCCCCCGCAGGCGCAUCGGCCCCCACCUCGCCCAACCCGGCAUCCUCGCCACCCGCCUCGCCCAUGCCGCCGUCGUCGCCCGACGCCCAGGCCUUUGGACACGCCACCGCGGGCAGGUCGGCAAAGGCCAAGUUCGGCCUCGGGUUAGGGAUGGGUGCAGGCGCCGGUCCGGAUGCGGGGACGGGUUUGGGCGCUGGGACAGGUCUAGACGCCGCCGGGCCAGGGACAGCCCCUGGCACCGGGCAUGGCCACAGCCUGACGGCCAUCGCCUCGUCCACCUCGGCCUCGACGGCGGCCUCCGAGGGCCACCUCGUCCUCGCCGUCGAGCAGUUUGAGAUCAUCAACGGCACGCCCGAAAAGGGCAUCGAGAUCCGCGCCCUCAUCAGCCUCGAGAACUCGUCGUACAACGUCGCCGUCGAGCUCGGCGCCCUCACGCUCAAGCUGGCCGUCCCCCAUCCGGGCGCAUCGCCCUCGGCGCCCUUCCGCACCGUCUUGGGCCUGCUGACGAUCCCCUCGCUCGUGCUUCGCCGCGGCAAAAACAUCCUCGAGGCCAUCGGCAGCCUCCAGAUCCCCGCACGCGAGGGCGCCCAGCGGACCGCCGGCCUCGACACGAUGCGCAAGGUGCUCGAGAACAAGCCCAUCGACCUGGUCGCCUACGUCUUUGCGCGGUCCUCGCCCUACCCGUGGCUCGUCGGCGCGCUCGGGGACGCAUCCUUCCGCGCCCGCGUGCCUCCGUACGGCGUGCGCUCCCGCAUCCUCGACGGCGCCUCGCUCAUCCCCGCCGAUGGCGGCGUCGGCGACCCGGCCGCCGAACCGCUGCCGUCGGCAGCAGCGGGUGGACCCGGCGGCAUCGACUCGCAGCUGCGCAACCCGCUCAUCGCGCGCGCCACGCUCCGCAACGGCUUCGGCCCGCCGCUGCGCGUCCACUCGCUCUACGUCGAGGCCAUCAAGGAGACUGGCGCGCCGCGCGCCCGCCGCUCGGUCCUGCCGCCGCUGAUGCUCGGCGUCAUCGAGACGCAGGAGGGGUGGCCCGGCCUCGUGCUCAACGGCGACGAGCCCACCCAUGCCAGCCUGCCGUUCACCAUGUCGGCCGACAGCGCCAUCUAUGUCCAGAUCCUGCGCCACGAGGCGCACGCCAACAAUGUGCCGCUGGGCCGCGCGCUCGAGGAGGCGCUUGAGCUCAUCCCGCAGUUCCGCGACCGCAACCGCGACCAGGAUUGGGACCGACCGGCCAGCGAAUCGCUAGCGGCCGCGCUGGCCAGGCAGCGAGAGCAACGGCGGCCCUCUGCGGCGGGCACCGUCGCCUCGAGCGCCGGCUCGUCGUCGGCUCACAGCGAGCCGCCGCUCGACCUGCCGGCGCUGGUGGCCAAGGUGCUCGCCAACCUGCACAUCACCGCCCACGUCGAGGUCGAGGCGUCGAUCGGGUCCUACCGCAUCCCCGGCCGCCUCGCCUUCAUCCAGGAUGCCUUGCCGAUCGCCAUCACCACCAGCUCGGCGCGCCACAUCCUGCCCGUCGUCGGCAAGCCGCUGGUCGAUGCGCUGCUGCAGCAGGCCAAAGUGACGCUCGCCGCGCUCGAGGUGCUUCAGAUGGACGAGUCUGGCCUGGCAGUCAGCGUCGAGAUCGCCCUCGUCGACUUUGGGCCGCUCGACAUCGAGAUCCACUUUGACCGCGGGCUUGACCUCGUCCUCGUCGAUGCGCACGGCGGCCUCGAGGCCGGCACCGUCGUGGCGCGCAUGACGAUCGCUGCGCCGCUCCGGGGCGUCGUUGGCAGCGACCAGGUUCUCAAGAGCCAUGCGCAGAUCUCGCCCGCGGGCGGCGCCAAGGGCGUGGCCAACUUUGCUGCGCUCGUCUCGACGCUCAUCGCCCAGCCGGCGAUCGCCAUCCGCAUCGAGACGCCGGCUUGCAGGAUCGUCGCGGCCAAGGCCGAGUUCACGACGCCGCUCACCAAGGUCGUCUCGCUGGCCGGCCUCGACAACCUGGGCCAGCUGCAGCUCUCCGACUUUGAGAUCCUGGGCGAGGUGCCCGCCCCGACUGGCGGGGGCCGUGGACGCGCGCUCAGCUUCAGCCGCGGCGGCGCUGCUCCCUCGCAGGCCCACGGCAACCGGCAGAUGGCGUACAACAUCCGCAUCCGCGUGCGCGUCGAGCAUCCGGGCAAGCUGGCCCUCAACCUCGCCUACCUCGAGGCGGGCCUCGAGUGGAUGGGCGUCCAGGUGGGCCUCAUCUCCGCCGAGGACGUCUUCCUCCGCCCCGCGCCCGCCAACGUGACCGAGUUUGAGGCGCACGGCCACAUCUUUGUCGGCAGCGAGACGGCCCACGACACCGGCCUGACCGCUGACCAGUACCGCCAGCGCGCACUCGACGCCAUCGGCGACCUCAUCUCGGGCUACGUCCAGGGCCGCGAGCUGCCCGUGACGGUGCGGGGCUACCGCGCCUUUGCAGCCGGGCCCCCGAUCGUUGGCGCUGGCUUCGACGUCGGUGGAAGCAGCAGCGUCCACGGCAGCACCACCCACGGCUCUAGCGUCAAUGGGCACGGGGCGGCUGCGGCGGCGGCGGGGCCGGCGCUGCGCAAUCGCGGCUCGUUCACGUCGACCACCUCGGCCUCGCACGGGUCUCGGCGCAAGACGGCGUCGAUGCUCACGACGGCCAGCGGCAGCGGCAGCGGAGGCGUCGUCGGCGCCGCCGGCGGAGCCAGCGGCAUCAAUGGCGUCCACGGCGUCCACGGCGUCAAUGGUAUCAACGGCGUCAGGCCGGAGCGGAGCGCCUCGCAAAGCACGGCGGGCAGCAGCACCCACGCUUCGCGGCGCCAGGUGCCGUGGCUGGACCAGGCCUUCCAGAGCUUCACGACGGUGGCCGUCCUGCGCGGCGAACCCAUCGACCCGGUCAAGUCGCUCACCGUCUCGGGGCUCGACGCCGAAUUCGUGCGCGACGGCCCUCCGCGCGUCGUCGUCAACGGCGUCGAGCUCGUGACGCAGAUCCCGUUGCCCGUCACCUACCAGAUCCAGGCGGUGACGGCCGAGAUGGACGUGCUCUACGGCGAUCGCGGCACGCUGGCCAGGGCCAUUGUCGCCGAGACCGACGUGCACAUCGGCCCGCCGCUGCCUCCCAUGCCCGCGCCGUCUGCGCCGCCCUCGGCGUUUCCGACGUCGCCCUCGCUCGAAGACUCGAGGAUGGGCUCGGCGCGCACCGGCAGCAUCAAGCGGCUGCACUCGAUGCAUCGCCGGUCCGACCUCGGCCACGGCCAUGCCAACGGCAACGGCGCCGGCGCCCAUGCGGCAGCAGCGGGUGCCGCAGUUGCAACGCCUCCGGCAUCUCCGGCGCCCUCGACGCCGCCACCGCCGCCGCCGCCGCCAUCGUCGGCGCUGCCCGGGGCGAGCGCGCUGAGCAGCGUGGCGCAGCGGAUCCAGCUGCAGCCGUCGCAGUUUACGCUGCACGCCGACGACGAGGAGCUGCUGGGCGAGGCCGUGGCGCACAUCUGCAGCUGCGAGACGACGGACCUUAUCCGCGUCACGGGGCGGGCGCGGGCGCGCAUCCUGACGGCGCUCGGCACGCUGUGGAUCGCCGUGUCGCUGCAGGCGCAGCAGCACACGCUGGCCAUUUCCGGGCUGCGCAACCUGGCGUCGAGCCCGGUGCAGUACACCAACCUGCAGGUGGUCGAGGCGACGCCGGCGUUUCUCAAGAUCGUCUUUAGCCUCUACCUCAACAACCCGUCGCGCUCGCUCCAGGUGCGCAUCCAGUCGCCCUUUAGCAUGGCGGCCUACUACCGCGGCGUGUGCGUGGGGCGCGCCUACAUCGGCGGCGGCUUCGCGAUGCCCUCGGGCCCCGUGGCGGUGCACGACAUCCACUUCCGCUACUGCCCCGACGCGCGCUCCGAGGCCCAGGUGCGCGACAUCCCCGCCAACUUCCUCAGCGGGCGCACGACGACGCUCGAGAUCCGGGGCGACGCCGAGUCGAUCGAGGACCGCACGCUGCAGCGCGCCCUCGAGGGCGUCCGGCUGCGCUUCGACCUCAAGCCCAUGAUUUCGGCGUCGCUCAUCGACUCGAUUUCCAUCACGCUCGGCGUCGGCGUGCUGACGGCCAACACGGUGUCGUGCGAGUUUACCGUGCUCAACCCGCUCGGCGUGCCGUUUGACCUGCUCUCGCUCUCGUUUGUCGCCUCGUACCGCUCGGCGCCGUUUGGGUCGUGCACGGUGCACUACGAGCGCCAGUCGCCGUUGCGCGUCCCGCCGGGGACAAAGGACCAGCCGGGGCGCCAGACGUCGUCGCCCGUCGACGUCGUCCUGGCGCAGCCGCUCGAGACGGUCGUGGGCGCGUUUCUCAAGGAAAAGGGCUCCAUCUACCUCGACGUCGACCUCGAGGCCAAGGUCGAGAUUGGCGGCUUCGAGAUCCCCGUCUUCCAGUACCGCCAGCCCCGCCUGCCCCUCGUCGUCAAGGGCCUUGGGGGCGUUGGUGGGCUGCUCAAGCUGAUUGGAUGA
Messenger RNA from Pseudozyma flocculosa PF-1, 5409 nucleotides. RefSeq lists its product as uncharacterized. Gene Ontology annotation, cellular component: fungal-type vacuole membrane. Bases 1 to 5409 code for a protein of 1802 amino acids. The record is from RefSeq and is a predicted model, not a curated record. The transcript has 2 exons. Lineage: Eukaryota; Fungi; Basidiomycota; Ustilaginomycetes; Ustilaginales; Ustilaginaceae.